AUGGAACAAGAAAAUAAAUUUGUUUCAAUGAUCAAGGAUCAAAGGAUAACCAUUAUACCCGAAUUCCAAUUACAAUCAGGAAUCGUAUUACAUGAUGUAUCCGUAGCGUAUAAAACUUGGGGAAAAUUAAAUCAGAAAAAAAAUAAUGUGAUGUUAAUUUGUAAUGUUUAUACCGGUAGUGCCGAUUUUACGGAAGUUUGGUCUCCGUUAAUGAUUGGAAAGGGUAAAGCGUUUGAUACCACAAUUUUUUUUGUGUUUUGCGCAAACGUAAUCGGAUCAGCCUAUGGAACCUCAUCUCCCUUAACAAUGAACCCUGAUACCGGAAAAUUAUAUGGUCCGACAUUUCCACUUACAACUCCGAGAGAUGAUGUUAGGUUACAUAAAUUAGUUUUGGAUUCAUUGGGAGUUAAACAGGUAGCAAUUUGUAUUGGAGGUUCUCUAGGUGGCAUGCAAGUACUUGAAUGGGCUCUUGUCGGUAAACAAAAGGACGGAGAUGAAGAAUUUGUCAAAGCGAUUGUACCUAUUGCUACUUGUGCCAAAUUAUCUGCCUGGGCCAUUGCUUGGAAUGAGGUUCAAAGACAAAUUAUCUACAAUGAUCCUUUAUAUUGUGAUGGUUAUUAUGACCCAGAGAAUCCUCCAAGUAGAGGACUGUUUAUUGCUAGAAUGAACGCACUUAUUACUUAUAGAUCAAGAAAUGCUUUUGAAUCGAAUUUUGGCAGAGAUGUGAAAGAACAUGAUAAUUAUGACGCAAAUGAACCACCAUUUUAUCAAGUACAAUCGUACCUUCAUUAUCAAAGUGACAAGUUUAUUAAAAGAUUUGAUGCAAAUUGCUAUAUAAGUUUAACACAUAAAAUGGAUAAUCAUGAUAUAUCUAAGGGGAGAGGUGGAGAUGUUAACAACGUAUUAAAAUCAAUCAAUCAACCAGCUCUCAUAUUAGGAUUGAAGGAGGAUGUAUUAUUUCCUAUCUCUGAACAGUAUAAACUUGCAGAAAAUAUACCGAAUUCUGAAAUCAUCACUUUAGGUAUCGAAGACGGUCAUUGUGCAUUUUUAAACGAAAUUGAUACUUUAAAUAAUCUUAUUCUUGGAUUUAUUAAAAAACAUCUUGGGGAAAUUUAUGAUGCAAAAAUUGAAUCAGAAUUUGAUGAAUAA
Molecule: messenger RNA, 1149 nt
Organism: Funneliformis geosporum
Lineage: Eukaryota; Fungi; Glomeromycota; Glomeromycetes; Glomerales; Glomeraceae
Source: the annotation of a GenBank genome assembly